Molecule: messenger RNA, 2292 nt
Organism: Musca domestica (house fly)
Lineage: Eukaryota; Metazoa; Arthropoda; Insecta; Diptera; Muscidae
Product: sodium-independent sulfate anion transporter
Exons: 7
Coding region: 305-2233 (642 amino acids)
Biological process (GO): transmembrane transport
Cellular component (GO): membrane
Molecular function (GO): sulfate transmembrane transporter activity
Source: RefSeq, a predicted model, not a curated record
ACUCUCAAAAUCGCAAUGUAUACCCAGCUGUUUAGCGCGUUUUAAUAAUAACAACGAAAUUCACACUUCGCACCCAUUACGGCCAUACACCGAGCUCUGGGCAGACAAAUAAAGCGGGUAAACAAAAAGUGUCACCUAAGUGUAACUGUCGUACGAAAUUCAUGCGCGUCCUCGGUGCUCGGUCGCUGAAAUCAAGAUCAUUACCGGCUGGGCAGCGAGUGAACUUACAUUUAUUCGUCACAGUCGAAGAAGAUAACAUUCGCUACCGGUGGUGACGGCGAACAGAACGAAAUCCGAUUUGAAGAUGGACUUAAACACAGGACCACCACGCGCCGGUGAGAAGGUCGGGGAGCGGGCGCAAAUGCUGCAGGGCCAGGAUGCAACGACGAAGCAUCCACGCAUUGUUUUCACCGCCAAGGCUCGCAAUCAAAGCGUUGGCGACAAAGCCAAGCGGUGCUUACGCAACAAACUGCGCAUCCUGAAUUGGAUCGGUCGCUACAAUGUGGAGUGGGGUAUUAACGAUGCCAUCGCCGGCAUAACCCUAGGCCUUACCAUCAUCCCCGAGAGCAUUGCCUGUGCCCUGCUGGCCGGUCUGCCAGCUCGGUAUGGCCUGUGCUCUGCGUUUGUGGGUCCACUGAUCUAUUUGUUCUUUGGGUCGAUCGACAAAGUCAUUAUUGGGCCCACCAGUCUGGUGGCCCUGGUCAGUGUGCAGUUCACAGUCGGCAAGCCCAUAGAGUUUGCCUUCAUGCUAACCUUCCUGAGUGGUGUGGUCCAGCUAAUAAUGUCAAGUCUACGGAUGGGCUUCAUCUUCGAGUUCAUUUCCAUGCCCGUCAUAAAGGCCUUUUCUUCGGCAACGGCGAUCCUGGUUAUAGAAUCGCAAAUCAAGGUACUUCUGGGUAUUAAGUACCUGGUGGCGGGACUGGUAGAGUCGGUGAAGACGUUGUUUUUGAGAUACGGUGAAGCCAACACAGGCGACCUUGUCAUGGGCAUUUGCGCCAUCGCCUUCCUCGUUCUGUUUGAGCUGUUGGAGAAAGUGGCGGAUAGAGGGAAAGGAAAUAGAAUUUGGAAGGUCACGUGUCGCUAUCUCUCCUUUUCGCGUACAACCCUCAUAGUGGUGAUCACGGCCAUUGUAUCGUAUGUCUGGCUGCAGUCCGAGCCCCAGGUGCCAUACGCUCUGAGCAGGAACGCCCUGUCCGGCCUACCGAAUAUAACUCUGCCGGUAUUUACGAUAGAAACCCCAGAGAAGACGUACUCGUUUUGGGAUAUGAUAGCGGAGAUGAACGUCGGCAUAAUCGUCAUUCCCAUUAUCGGCAUUCUGACGAACCUUUCCAUCGGAAAACUGACUCCCAAGGGGAUGGUGGAUACAAAUCAUGAGCUCAUGACACUGGGAUUGUGCAAUGUGUUCGGAUCCUGUUUCCAAUCCAUGCCUACCUCCGGUGCUUUCACCCGGUAUGCCAUCAGUACAGCCUGCGGGCUUAAAAGUCCCAUGGCCAACCUGUAUUCGGGCAUCAUCGUUUUGCUGGCUCUCGUCUUCCUUAGUCCGUAUUUCAAUUACAUUCCAGAGGCGACACUGGCUGCCAUCCUGAUUUGUUCCAUAUUCACUUUGCUUGAUUUCAAACUCCCCCUGCGAUUGUGGCGGGAGUCCAAGCGUGACUUCGGCGUGUGGGUAAUAUGUUUCUUUGUCUCGGUACUCUGUGGUGUGGAGGUGGGGCUCUUUGUCAGCCUCAUCAUCAAUGUGGCUCAUUUGCUUUACUUGUGGGCUCGGCCCGAAAUAUCGGUGAAAAUUCAAGAGGUCGACGAUAUGCAGUAUAUAUGUGUGACGCCCGGCAAUGGCAUCUAUUUCCCCGCCAUUAACCACCUACGUGCCAAAGUACUCAAGGCAGCCAUGCAGGCCGAGUUCCAGAUUCCAGUGGUCAUCGACUGCCAUAAGGUAACAGGCUUGGAUUUUACAGCCGCACAAGGUUUCGUCAAGCUAGCCGGUGGCCUUAAAUGCGAAGAUGACGAGCAAAGUGGCGGCCGGAGCACUGAGGCCCUACUUGUGCUGUAUCGCUUGGAUGUUUCCUUGCAGAAGCUGAUUGACAACGUCGACAACCUGGUGUUCUGUGAAAGCCCAGAUAAAAUUCGCGAAUUCCUCACUCAAGAGUCGCUGCGCAACGGCUUUAUAAAUCUCAAGGAACACAUACGGGCAUCCAUUGACCUCGGCUACAAAAUCGACAUGGAAGGCGAAUCAUAACUUCCCCCAAUAUGUUUUAAAUAAAAAAAAUUAGCACUUCCAGCUAUUGCAUAACUAAA